AUGGAAAAUGUAUGUGAGUUAAAUAAAAACGAUGAAAUAAAAAGGAUUUUAAAAAAUAUAAAAGAUAGUGAAAAUACAAAAGAAAAAUUUUGUAACAUUUUAUUGUUGACAAAAAAUAUAAAAGAUUUAAAAGAAAAUGAUAAAAUUAAAAUUUUAAAAGCUAUAGAUAUUGAAUUUAUUUGUUUAUUAUUGCGUUCAAAAAAUGAAUUUAAAUUAUUUACUCUUCGUUUAAUAAAUAGUUUAGUAGGUAAUUCAACUUUUCUUUAUUUAAAAAAAUGCUUACCUUUUAUUAAUUCUAUUAUUUAUUCUUAUUUAUCUUAUAUAAAAAAUGCAAAUAAUGAAAUAAAUAAAGUUGAAAAAAAAGAAAAUAACAUAAAAAUAUAUGAGAAGAAAAAUGAAGAAUAUGUGAAUAAUUGUAAAAUUGAGAGUGAAGAAGAAGAAAAUAAUGAAUGGCAUGAGGAUGAUAUGAAAGAUAUCAAUGUAAUUUAUAACGAAUGCUUAAUUUUUUUCUUAAAAAUUCAACCAUUUUUAAAAACAAAAGAUUUUAUAAAAACUACAUACUUUAAUAAUGAAAAUAAUGAUAUUGAUGUUGAUGUUGAAAUGUAUUUUUUCAACAAAAGUUUAAAAAGAAAAUAUUGUGAAAACGUAGAUUAUAAAAAUGAAAAAAGAGAGGUUAAUGAUAUGAAUGAAACAUUAGAUAGUGAUAACUUAAAUUCUGAUUCUGCAUUUUCUGAAGAUGAAGAAAAUGAAGAAAAUUUUAGAUCAAAAGAAUAUGAUUUUUAUUAUUAUGAUAAAAAUAUUUGUUUAAUUGAAUUAAUCUUUGAUGUUUUAAAAGAAAAUAUUAAUAUUAAAGAAUUAAAGAAUGGAAAAAAUAAAAUAAAAAAAGAAAAAAGUGAAGAUAAAAAAAAAGUAAAUAGUAACGAUAUAGUAAAUAUAAAAUCUCCGAUGAUUCAUGAAUCUAUUUUUUCUGAAAUACUAUUAAAUGAACAAAAUAUUAAUAUUUCUUUACUUUUUUUAAACAAUAUAAUUUUAGAACUCCAUGAAAAUAAAUUUAUAAAGGAAUAUUUUUAUUUAUUGAAUAAAAUAGUUGAAAAUUAUGAUAAACAUAAUAUAGUUACAUCAAUGAAUUGUUUGACUCAUUUAAAUAUAUAUAUAAAGAACAAAGGUUUUCAUGAUAUAUUAGAUGAAAAUACCAUUUACAAGUUCUAUGCAAAUAUUAUAUAUUUAUUUUCUCAAAUCAAAUAUGAGAAAGAAAAAAAAGUUUUAUAUAAGUUAUAUUCAACCAUAUAUUCCUGUCUUAAUUUUAUGUUUGUUAAUAAAAAUUCUAUUGAUAUUUUAAAAACACCAUUAUCUUAUAUGAACGUUGAAUUAUAUUUAUUUCUUGAAGAUAUUAUAAAAUAUGUAAAUCAGAAUGAUAAUAAAAAUUUUACUUUUUGUAAUAAACAUUUCAAAAAAAUGUUUCAUUUAAUAUGUAAAAAUAUAGAAAAUAUCAUAAAUUUUGUUAGUUAUAAUUAUUCGUUGAAUGAUGGAUUUGAAAUAAAUAAAAAAAUAGAAGAAAAAAGUGAAAAUGAAGAAAAUAAUAAUAAUGAAGAUAAUAUAAAUAAAGUUAAUAAUUACACAAAUAAUAAUAAUAGUAAUUUCAAUAAUAAUAAUAAUAAUAUUAAUAAUAAUGCAGAUAAUAACAAAAUAAAAAGCAUUUAUGAAUAUACUAAUGAAAAUAAGAAAAAAGAACAAAAAUACAAUGACACAUUAUCAAAGAAAAGUUCGAACAUAUUAAGUAAUAACAACUUAGAAAUAAAUGAUAUUUAUAUUGUUAUUUCUAAAAUAAAAAAAUCAAUUGAUGUUUUAUUAGAAUUUUUUAAAGAUAUAAAAGGAAAAUUUAAAGUUUUAAAUGAAGAUUCCAAUGAUUUUAAAAAAUUUAAAAAUGAGUUUAAUGAGGAAAUAAAUUUAAUGAUACAACUGUUUUGCAAUUAUUUAAUUCAUGAAAAUAUUUAUUAUAUUGAUGAUUUUAUAAAACUAUUAGAAUUUUUUGCCAUUUUUCUAGAAGAAAAAAACUUUUUUUUUCUUCUUAUUGUAAAAAAUGUUCAUGUUGAUAGAUAUUUUAAUAACAAGAUUUUUAUCUCAAAACUUUUUCUGUAUGUUUUUGAUAUCAGUUUGAAAAAUAUUAUUCACGUAAAAAUUUUAUUUGAUUUAUUUAAUAAAUGUACUUUUAACAUAAUAGAAUUUAUAGAAAUAAAUGUGAAAAAGGAUAUUUCCGAUAACUCAUCAAUUAUUGAAAAUUCUAUCAGUAAUUAUGAUUUAAUUGAAAAUUUAAAUAUAUCAGUAGAUAAAUUAAAUAACUUAAAAUUUGUUUAUACAAUUUGUGAAGAUGAAUAUAACAAAAACACCAAUUGUAAUUUCAAAGAAAAUAUAAAAAACAUUAUUUUAUUCAGCACUUACUUUUUCUUUUACUACUAUUUUAAUAUUUUGAAUCAAAAAAUUGAGAACUCAUCUAAGCAAAAAUUUGAUAUUGUUAAAGAUAAUUAUUAUAAUUUAUAUAACAAGCAAAUUGAAAAAGAUGGAAAAAAUUUUUUUCUCUCAUUAAAGAUUUUAUUAUCCAUUUCUUCUUUGCUUUUUAUGAGAUUUGAUGCUUAUGUAUUAACUCAUAUUUUAAAAAAAAAGGAUAUUCUUUUUAUACAAGAUUGCAUGAUUUUAUCCCUUUUAAAUUUGAAGUUUUUAAAUGAAUAUAAAAUGGAUAAUAAUGAAGAAAGUCAAAUAAAAAGAAAAAAGAAAAAAUAUUUUUUUCAAAUUUUAAAACUAAUUUAUUUUAUCAUGUAUUAUCAUCCUUAUUUUAUUUCUCUAUUUAUUUUUCGCCUAAAACAAAUGAAUGAAGUAAAUCAUACAAUAUUUUUUGAUACAAAAAAAAUUAAAAUGAAGGAAAAAUAUAUAUCUAUUUGUAUGUUCUUAAAUAAUUUUAUAAAGAAUUAUGUAUAA
Messenger RNA from Plasmodium gallinaceum, 2973 nucleotides. Its product is annotated as conserved Plasmodium protein, unknown function. The record is from RefSeq and is a predicted model, not a curated record. Lineage: Eukaryota; Apicomplexa; Aconoidasida; Haemosporida; Plasmodiidae. Bases 1 to 2973 code for a protein of 990 amino acids. The transcript is spliced from 3 exons.